Molecule: messenger RNA, 1791 nt
Organism: Trichoderma asperellum CBS 433.97
Lineage: Eukaryota; Fungi; Ascomycota; Sordariomycetes; Hypocreales; Hypocreaceae
Source: RefSeq, a predicted model, not a curated record
AUGUUUCCAUACGGAGCCGCGCCCGAGGAGUCCACCGUGCGCCCAUUGGCGGAUGAGGACCAACAGUUACUUCUCGGACUUGUUCACAAAUAUGGAGCUUCGAGUGUUUUGUACGCCUUGACCGGCUAUGGAGAACCAUCUCGCGCAUCUGCGUUUUCUGCAAACACACUUCUAAGCAGCGCGAGCGCGUCUUCAAUAGCAUGGACUAACUCAGAGGCGGCCUCACAAUGCCGAUCAGAUGAAGCCUCCAUUCACACUUCAUACACUUGGCCCGAUGUUCAGAACGACAUUCAACCAGUGCAUGAUGGAGAGGCUAACAAAGGGACCGAGCGAUCAUGGCUCGACUCGCCCGUAGCAGUUCCGUCUCCGAUGAUUCAGCCUCACGACGUUACAUCACACCCAUCUCCGCGAUUAGUAACACCAACCUCCAAAAAGUAUCAGUGUCCUAUGUGCUAUUUGGAUAACAGCCCCGUCGGCUUUGGCCGAAAGAGUGAUUUCAAGAAGCACCUUCACAACUUCCAUGGAGCCGACGUCGUCUGGAUUUGCCGAACUAAAGGAUGCCAUUUAUCUUUCUCAACUGAGCGUGCUUAUGGUACUCAUGCGAAGGAAGCUCACAGAAUGAAAGCGCUCCCUAAUAGCGCUGCUCGGACGGAGAUGUGCCCGCAGCUUGUCUUUGCUUGUGGAUUUUCCAACUGUCGCGACCGGCUGUUCGAGGCCCAUAGCCCCGAAGAUGCCUCGGCAACACGCGAUAAGCAUUUCGAGCAUAUUGCCAAACACUUUGAAGACGGGUUCGACGUUGCCAACUGGGAGUACCGGGUGCAGAUGCAGAAUCUUAUGCGACAGAAGCAGGUGAAACAAAUCUGGAAAACGUGCGUAUGGCCCAAGGAAAAACGACAACAGCUUCACUGGCGAGCCAGAUCUUCUGGAGAUUUGAAGCGUAUACUUGAGUGCCGCCACCUGGGGACCAACAUCUCCAGCCUCGUCAGACUGGCUUUCAUUCUGGGCACUCCUCCGUUCACAACCAACACCACUCCGCCGCCGAACGAAAUCGACGCCUACUUUCAACUUCCCUACAGGAGUCAAUGCUUAUUAGAGUCAUCCGGUCACUCGACCCUGCCAAGCACCGCUUCAAAACCGGAGGAGGGCUCGCCUACGCUUAGCGUCCCCAAGAGUCGCUCAGGCAUCACGAGCAUCCCUCAAACUAUGCUCAAGCUCUCCAGCCGCUCACUGAAACGGGGUACGCGACCGUCAACACCCGCAAGUGUCAUGAGUAAUAGCGGCGAUACAAUCAUGGGAGACGAUUUAGCGGCUGGCCCGCACCCGGGAACUCCAUUCCCCAUCCCCAAUGAGACUGUUUGGCCGGCGGAUGCUCCAAAGUUCGCUCCGGAUAUUCCGACCUCCAUGCCAAAGCAGAUGAAUAGCACGGCCGAUACACCGAUCUUUGAUCAUCAACAGCUACAGCAUCAGCAGCACCCGCAGCAGCACCCGCAGCAGCAGCUGAUGUACACCAUGCCGCCACAGGACCCUUCACAGCAAGCAUGGAUGGCCAUGGACCAGCAGAUUCCGACAUACCAAACACAACAGCAAAUUUUUCCAGAACAGCCGGAUAUGAUGAAUGGGCUUUACGAUUACUCGAUGAACACGAGCCAAGCGUCCACGAUGCGGCCAGGAACGCCAACACCACAUAAACGACCAGCAUCGUGGAGCCGAAUGAUUAGCAUGGAGAACCUCCGACCAGCUAAGAAGUCGACACCUGAUACGCCACCACCCGGUAUGAUCAUGGGUAUGUAA